AAUCAGAGUCGGCCAUCACAGACCCUGCAGAGAUUGUCUUGAAAACGGGAGCACUCAUUCUCACGCAUAUAUCGUCAAUGCAGUCCUCUCGAAGACCCCCCUUCCCCUCCUUCCAACAUACAAGACAGGUGGGUGUCUUUCUGUCAAUCGCCACCACAAAGGACAUCUGUCAGUAACGGAUUGCGAGAUCCGUCGGGACUUGACCUGAUUCGUAACGAUUACACUGACGGACGAAAACCCACUUCAGUCAGUGCUUAGUCCGUCAUUUGUUUUGUUUUCCCCAGCAUUCUUCAGUCGUCAGCAAAACAAGCACCUAUCAGUGACGGACUGACGGACUUUCUAUCAGUCUUGGCUGAACGCCCACCUCUAUGUAUUUGUACUCCAGCUCUUGUUUGUAGAGAAGCCAGGAUUUUGGACACUUUGACCAAAGUGGAUUGAAGCAGGUGACGCGAAAUACAAUUUUGCCAAUUAAGUGAGCCAUCACAUCCAAAAAGUUGACCACAGAGAUGUUUGAGCGAUAUAUGCCCGUCUGGCCCAAAUCUUCACAUCUUCAAGAGGAUUUAAACAUUGCUCUUCUUAAAUAAACACAUCCUCACCCCCAAAAAAGUCACCAAAUAUGGGAGCCCUACAGAUAUUUCUCGUUUCUCUCCUGCUGCACCAGGCCGCAUGCAGCAAAGUACGCGGGGGAGCCACGGAGUUGAUGGAGUGGGGGGACAGCACACACAAACUCUCGACUCCCACGGGCGCCAGUCCUCGGAUCCUCAACCCCUUGCGUUUGUUCGCCAGGGCCUCCCCUGGGUUCAAGAGCGACAUCAGGGAAAUGUCCUACAUCCAGAACAUGGAGGACUUCUGGGACUGGUUAUCUAACCAGACAGAUGUUCAGGAUCCGCAAGCCAGAACUAAACGGAGGCCCAUUGUCAAGACCGGCAAGUUCAAAAAGAUGUUCGGGUGGGGCGACUUCCACUCCAACAUCAAAACGGUCAAACUCAACCUGCUGAUCACGGGGAAGAUCGUGGACCACGGCAACGGCACCUUCAGCGUUUACUUCCGCCACAACUCCACGGGCCUGGGCAAUGUGUCGGUGAGCCUGGUGCCACCCUCCAAGGUGGUGGAGUUCGAGGUGGCCCAGCAGUCCACGUUGGAGACCAAAGACACCAAGUCCUUCAACUGCCGCAUUGAGUAUGAGAAGACGGACCGCAACAAGAAGACGGCGCUGUGCAGCUUCGACCCGUCCAAGGUUUGCUAUCAGGAGCAGACACAGAGUCACGUAUCCUGGCUCUGCUCCAAGCCCUUCAAGGUCAUAUGCAUCUAUAUCGCCUUCUACAGCGUGGACUAUAAACUUGUGCAGAAGGUCUGCCCUGACUACAACUACCACAGUGACACGCCGUAUUCCUCCACGGGAUAGUGUGUGUAUGGGUGAAUGUGUGAGGGCGUGCACCUUUUGUUUGACCUUCAAAUCAUGCUUUUGUCAGCCUCUAAGGCAGAGGUGUCCAAACAUUUUCCUCUGAGGGCCGCACACACAAAUACGCGAGGGCGCAGCCACCCCUGUGAAAAUCUUCAACUUUGAUUUAUCAAACAUGCUAAAACCAAUCUAUCAGGCAAUUAAAUACUUAUUUUUUAAAACUGCUGCACUUCAACUUUCUGUUGAAGACCCUGUAAACUGAAUUCAAAGAUUUGUAGGACAGAAAUGGCGCAGAGUCCCUCCACGACUACUAAAUCAGAAUUUGAAUACCUUUGUUUGCAUCAGUGGUUGUCAAUUGCAAAUUAGUGUCAUAGGAAAAAUGUAAACCCUGAAUAGACAAGAGACCAUGACAAACCUUUGAGAGGUGAGUUAUUAAAGUCUUAUUGACUUGCAUGAAAGGAGACAGUUCGACUGCAAGCAGGCUAAUGGAUGCAAAGACGUCCCCAACUAUUUUUUAAGUACAGUCGAACACUAUCCAGUUAGAUAGCGAGCUAUGCUUCCACCCUGAAAAUGCAUCUACAACAAUUUACAGACUAACAUAGUGUCAUUAGCAAAAUUUCUCCUGAAGAAGUGAAUCCACCAGCCGAGAGAAGCCAUGGAACCUUGUUAGCUAGUAAGUGGUGAACGCUUCUUGUUACUAUGUUAUUAUUUUUAUUUA
Messenger RNA from Hippocampus comes (tiger tail seahorse), 2120 nucleotides. RefSeq names its product neurexophilin 2a (gene nxph2a). Bases 617 to 1405 code for a protein of 262 amino acids. The record is from RefSeq and is a predicted model, not a curated record. Gene Ontology annotation, molecular function: signaling receptor binding. Lineage: Eukaryota; Metazoa; Chordata; Actinopteri; Syngnathiformes; Syngnathidae. The transcript is spliced from 4 exons.